UGGCAGUGUUGUACAGUAGGUGGCGGUAUGAAGCUUGAAGUUGUUUACGAUGCAGCAUAAUAGAGGAGAAGAAGAAGAAGAAGAAGGAAAAAGAAGGCACAAACAAGAAGGUCCGGUAGCGGCAAUAAUUCCAAUACAUUAUAGAAAAGAAGAAUAUUUGCAACCGGAGAGAAUAUCCGGUUGCAAAUCUAUGACGGACUAACUUUUUGCUCGUUAAUAUCGGCUCUUGCUGCUCCUGGUUGUUGAAUCCAGUGUGAGAUGGAGUCCUACCGGAAGCCUGUGAAAUCAGACUGUGAGGCGUUGCUCAGCCGCUUCCAACAAACACAGUCGGUCAGAUUUGAGGUUUUCUCCAACAUUUGGAAGGAGAUGAAGUUCGUUCAGAUCUUCAGACAGAGCCACAACAAGCGAGCCUUCUGCCGUCUGGUCCUGGACGUAGCUUACUGCUACUUCCUGCCCCCGUUCAGCUUCCAGAUCCGUGUGGGUGGUCUCUACCUGCUGUACAGCUUCUACCACUGCCAGACCACCUCACAUCCAGAACAGAUCCGUGUGGCCCUGAAGGACUGGGAGGAUGUGAGAAACUUUGAGAAGGAAUCAUUGGAGGCUCAACAUCUCGAUGCUGCCUACAUCUUACAACAGCUUAUGACUUGCAAAGCUUUCCUCUUCACUGCAAUGCCCACUCUGCUUCAUUACAGCAGAAAGAGGACUGAGGAGAAGCCAGAGCUGUGUGAUGAGUUCAUGGAACGACCAUGUCGCCCUCAGGAACUGAUAAAUAAUCAGCUGACUGAGGAAAUGUCAAAUAUCCAUGAGCUGUACAAAAAUACGAAGGCGUCCAUCAGCUCCCAGAUGUCCACAGCAGCUGCUGCUUCUGUCAACCUGGUCCGUGAUGGAAUCGUGUCGGAGCUCUGCAGCGCUGUGAUGGAAUUCUACAACUGGAAGCAGAACAGGGACACAGUCAAUGAAGACCAGCCCAGCCAGGAGAGAAUUUCACCUCAGCAGGAGUGUUCCAACAGAGCCUCGCUACUGGCAGCCAUCAAAUCUAAGGCUUAUGAAGAAGCAUCAGAGGCUGUAAAGUCACGGCGCCAUCGUCAGGUGGAGAUCGAUUUACCUGCAGAGGAAGACAAAUCCUUCCUGAAGCUACGCCAUUCCAGAGUGAAAAAGCCAUCUCUCAAAAACAGAACUAAAGAGCAGAUCCACAUGUCAGGCGACCUGGGGAGAGAAGCUGCAAGGACCACCCUGAUAAACCAUCUGGUUACCCUGGAACCCGCUUUACAAGAAAAAAUUAAGAAUGAAAGAAGAUUCAAGUCUUUGAAUGAACAUCUGGAGUCACAAACAAUCUCAACAUCUCACUGAUGUUUUGAUCUGGUUUUAAAAGUUUGACUGUUCAAAAGGAGAACAUUUCUUCCAUGUUAACUGGCUGGAGGCUUGCAGCAGUGGUUCAGAGUUGGGCCUAAGGCACCAUGUUGUAGAUGUGGCCCCUGUUCAAGGCUGAACUCGGAUGACCCAACAGAACUGCUCUGCUGAGUUGGAACAGGAACAAUCACAUAAGGACCAGGGUACCAGACACACAUCGGGUCCAGAAUACAGGAUUGGCUGUUUGGAAUAUAUGAGCUUUGAUUGGAUGGAGAAUUUGAAAGAACCAAUCAAAAUUGUUCGAUACAGGAAGUUUCCCUAUGGGGAUGGAGUCUCUCCUUUUCCUCAUGCCUGACCGUUGGACACACCUCUGCUGCUGCUCUGAAAAAACAAGCUUUUUAACUUUUGUAAGGUCUGUCAGCUUAAUACAUUUGUAUUAUUAGUGUUUCUGUGUGUGGACUGUAAUGAAGAGAUAAAGAGAACCAGAAAGCACGGGUUCAAUGAAUUCAUAAUGGAAAUCUGUGUAUCAUCUCCGCAGUUAUUCUUAUUUCCUGUUAAAACCUAAACUGGGUUUUAACAGUUUAACAGUUUAAACAGUUUAACAGUUUUAACAGUAAGCAUAGAUAUUGAACAAGAAAGUUUCUAGGACUGAACCUUGGGGUGCCCCAUAUGUGAUAUCUGUCGGCUUUGAUGAGACGUUACCUUUUCUUUAUGUCAGACUAGAACCAGUUCAGUACUGGAUCAGAGUUAAUGUCAAAUGCUGCGCUGUGGUUCUUCCACAGUUCAUAUUAGUGAACUCUUUGACUAGACCAGUCUAGGUACUGUGGUGAGCAUGGAAACCAGACUGAAACACGGUUGUUUAUUGUUAGGAAGCUGUUUAAUUGUUGAAACAGCUUUUUCAAUCAUUUUGUUGAUGGAUGGGAGGUUGGAGAGUGGCCUGUAAUUCUGCAUAUAGUGAUUUAUUUAUUUUUUUAAGUCAGUGGUUUUAGAACUGUGUUUGUAAAGCCUGGGGGAAAGCAUGAUUAAAUUGUGCGUACCCACAAAAUAUAUGUGGCACCAUAUUUUAUGCACUAGUCCAUCCAUCCAUUUUUUAUACACCCUUGUCCCUAAUGAGGUCGGGAGGGGUGCUGGUGCCUAUCUCCAGGCUAACGUUUCGGGCUAGAGGUGUGAUCACCCUGGACGGCAACACAGAGAGAGACAGGACAAACAACCAUCCACACACACACUCACACACAGGGAGAAUUUAGAGAGGCCAAUUAACCUGACAGUCAUGUUUUUGGACUGUGGGAGGAAGCCGGAGAACCCGGAGAGAACAUGAAAACUCCAUAAAUCAAACCCAGGACCCAAGGCAACAGAGCUACUAACUGCUCCACUGUGUAACCUACGCACAAGUCUGUAUGUAUAAAAAUUCACGUGGCGUGAAAAUGUAUGUAAAUAUGCAAACUUUUGACCUUAAGUAAACUUUUUCUGUGGACAAUAACAAUCUACAAAGUGUCAAAACUCGCCUAAAUACACUGGAAUUUGACUCCAAUCAGUGUAUUUUAGACCAAGAAGCAUCAAACCCAGUGGUUUUUCAUAAUGUUAAUAUUUUAUUGUUUAAAAGCAAACGAUGAAAUUAAACAUUUAUCCCCAGACAAUAACCUAACACGCUCACAAAAUGAAGAAAAUAAAAAUUACAUGAUGCGUGUGUCAAUAGUAGACGAGCGACUACAUAUGGACAGAAAUUGCGCACCUGGGGCCUCAUGUAUAAAAGAGUGCGCAGUUUGCACACCAAAACGUGGCAUACGGAUAAAUUUAGAAAAGUGAGGCCCACAAAAAAAAAAAUUCCGAUGUUUGCCGUGCGCACUUUUCCGUUAUACCUCCCAAUUUGCGGGAAAUGGAGCGCAUCUGCUGGGCUGCCCUGUCGCCAUCCAUAAAUACAAAUGUAUAAUACAUUGUAUAUGUAAAUGUAUAUAAAAUAAACAAAAAAUAAAUAAUUUUAAAGAAAACAUUACAAAUUAAAAAAGAGAGAGAAAGCAAAGAGAUCCAAGUGCAAAUCCCUGUUUGAACAGUAGCGCAUUCAGCCGGGAUUUAAAGAGCGUGUCAGUCAUUUGAGUGAGGAAUGUGGACGUUUAUUCUACAUAGAGAAAUUAUGUGCAUAAGUUGUACAUUUACAGAAUAGAGAUACUUUCUGUUAAUAAAGGCGCAUUCACAAAGUGGGCACGGCUCCACUGAAGGAUGACUGCCGUUGCACCGGUACCGGUACCGCACGGCUCCUUCUUUAAGUUUUGCUCAGAGCUCCAGGAUGAUCAGUCUGGAUUAAUCUAAACAAUAAUAAACCAUCAUCAACAUUUCCCAGCAGAUCAAUAUGAUCUCUGAACAAUCGCUCCCUCUGAAUCCUUCCAUUGACGAUGUUCUCCAUCAGAGCUAAAGCGCUCCUCAAUUACACAGCUUUGCGCAGCUACUUAUAGACGUCUGAUUGCAUACACACCUUGAUCAUCUUAAAAAUAAUCAAGCCUGAACUGUUUGGAGUUAAUCUGCUGAUCCAACCCCGCUUUUUCCUUUUUAGUCGGAAUGAAAUGAGAAAAAACAGAUUUAUUUUUUAUUUUUUUUACAUUCGAGUGAGGUUUUCACAUCCUUUUAUUUUGGCUUUCUUUAUUUUGUGUGCGUGUUAGGUUAUUGUAUGAAGACAAAUGCGUUUCAGUUUUGUCGUUUAAACAAUAAAAUAUUAAAAUCAUUAAAAAAAACCAUCGGGUUUGAUGCUUCUUGGUCUAAAAAACACUGUGCGUUUAGGCGAGUUUUGACGCUUUGCAGUUUGACAUUGUCCAUAGAAAAGGUUUGGGUGGCUGCCGCACAUUUUCACGGCAGGUCAAAAGUUUGCGUAUAUUUACGCAAACUUUAACACCACGUUCAUUUUUAUACAUGCCGACUUGUGCGUAAAAUAUGGCGUAUGCAUUUUUCGGCGUAGGUUCCACCUACGCAGAACCACAGGCUGAUCACCUCCAUGCUACGGUGUAUUGGAGCAUUAGGCCCAAACAAGAACUGAGUAAAUAGAGGUGAACAGAUUUUCCUGCCUGACAUUUCUGCUUAAACUCCAAUUUUGAUUGCAGAAUUCAGCGUAACAGAAAAUUAGAAUAUCAUAUUAGACCAGCGUGUUCAACCCUGGACAGGAAACAGAGGUAUGGCGUUGUAAACAGAGGUUUCUAUGCAAAACAUUAAUUUCUAUUUUUCUAUUAUAUCAAAUAGUUUAUUAUAUAGAGCAAAAUAAUUUUUUAGAUGUCAGUUUUUAGGUGUUUAAUACAGUUUUUAGACAGAAUAAUUUAAAAAACAGUAGUAUAUCAAAUACCUGUUUUUCUAAAGUAUCUUAGCAGUAAACCAUAAUCAAAGUCAGAAAUAAAUUUCAAAUAUAUUGCACUGUGAGGAGUCAACAGGGUUUCCCUUUAUGAACUGAAUGUAUGGCAUUAAUUGAAAUUACAGUGACAGAUGAAGAUGUUUCCUUAGUAUAAGAACAUUACAACAAAAAACCUGCCAUCUUGCUAAAUUUUUGCCUGGGAAAUUUCCAGCUCUUUAAAUAAACUCUUCCCAAAUUUAACAUGAAUUAUUUUCUCAAUUUUUCUAAGUAUGUGAAGAACAUCAAUAAUAGAUUUAUUUCUAAGGAAAAAAAUAAUCAAAUGAACACCAUUCCCCCUUUUUCUUUUAAUUUAUGUUGUCAGUGUUUUCUUUAUGGGCUUUCCCCAUACAAAACCAUGGACAAAGAAAUCUGCUGUACAAUGGCAAAUGAUCUGGAACCACAUCAUAACUCAGGAAAAUCAAACUCUUUAAAACUGGAGAAAAGAAAAAACUACAGAACAGCAUUCCAGUCUGUAUCACAAAACAGAUUUAAUUUAAUAUCUCUUUAUUUUUUUUAAAAUAAUUAAACAUUUGUAUUCUUCCAACCCUUUUGAUCUUUUUUUUUCAGAUUUUAAAUCAUAUUACAUCUGGGCCAUUCUACACCACACAUCAAUUCUGUAAGAGAGGAAGGGGUCGUGUUGGGGCGGAUCACUCUCAGGUCCCAACAGUUAAACACAAUCUCCUCCAAGCUUCCUCACCACAUUUAACCCCAUCCCAGCCCACCCCGAGCUCUGAGCUCAUGUCUAGCUGCCCCACUCAAACUCUCGCCCCUUCCCCCUAAAAAAAAAAAAAAGAUAUACAUAUACAUAUAUCUCUAAUGAACAAAAAAUAUUGAAAAGAUAAAAACCAAGAGCAGAGGGAGAAAGUGAGACAAAAAAUGAACAUACCAAAAGGGGAAACACUAACAUGUAUAGUAGGAAGUCUUGUUCCAUAAUACCUCUUUAUAUACUGGAUAAUCCUCUCCACAAUUCCUAAGCAAAAAAAAAAAAAAAGAAAAGAAAAAAAAAAAAAAAAAAGCUAAAUUACUACAAGAUACAGGAAUAUCAGGGUACUGCAUUAAAUAAUGUACAGGGUUGUCUUUAAUCUGCAGUAAUACUGUGAAGUCAACGCAGCGCCCCCAGUGGCAAAAGGAGGAAGAGGAGUUUGGUGCACUUUACAAUUCCUU
This is a messenger RNA of Gambusia affinis (western mosquitofish), 5884 nucleotides long. Its product is annotated as snRNA-activating protein complex subunit 1-like. Gene Ontology annotation, molecular function: sequence-specific DNA binding. Gene Ontology annotation, cellular component: snRNA-activating protein complex. Lineage: Eukaryota; Metazoa; Chordata; Actinopteri; Cyprinodontiformes; Poeciliidae. Bases 259 to 1350 code for a protein of 363 amino acids. The record is from RefSeq and is a predicted model, not a curated record. The transcript has 10 exons. Gene Ontology annotation, biological process: snRNA transcription by RNA polymerase III; snRNA transcription by RNA polymerase II.